CUUAAAUCUUUUAAUUUAAAUUUCCAGUACUCCCACCCGACACGCACAAAAACCCGCUGAAUGCAAGCCGAAUUUGAAAUAAAACAGGCUGGGCGCCAAACAAACAGCUGGUUUGGUCUAUCGAUAGCAGUGUGAGAAGACGUUGGCCAAUACUGGGCCACACCGAUAGGCGGGGACAGGGACUAUCGAUAGCUGGGUCGAAGAAGAAGGAGGAGGAGGAGAAACACAAAACCAAUUGUAAAAAAAGUGAAAAAUUUAAGGAAAAUUCAAAAGGGAUUUCCUCCCAACCACCACCUGCCGAGAACUACCUUUUAACACUAGGAUUUUAGGACUACAAACGAGAAUUUUGCACCUGCUAGCACGCACUCAGCUAGAGCUCUCACCCACACAAACCCAAAAUCGUCAUUCCCCCUUUUUUUUUUUUUGCGAAAUCCAAGACGAAGGCCACAACAAAUGCAGAUUGGAGCUUGAUUGGUGUACGAUUACUGCCUAGUCACGAGGGAUCAGCAAACUAUAGCCCAUAUAGACUAUAGUUUUGGGGUAAAUACCGCCAUAACAAAGCAAGACAUCAAAACGAACAACAACCAUGUCCGUGAGGACAAAGGUUCUGGGUUUGGUGGACGUGAUGAUGCGCGUGCCGCCGGUGAUGGUCAUCGAUGAGAUCCUGAAGAUCGGCAUGGGCCUGCCCACGCGACUCUAUCCGGAAAAGAGUCCCGGAGGAAUAGCCGCCAGCGAAAGCCCGCCCACGGAAUCCCCACCAGAGUCCAACCAAGAUCCCUUCGCCAGCAUCAAGGAGUUCUUUGGCCUCGGCGGCGGAGACGGCAUCCCGCCAAUGACCUCAGCCGCCGUGGGUGCCGCUCAAUCUGCCCUGGAACAGACCAUCGAAAAUGCCUCCAGAUCGGCGCAAUCGCACGGCAUGCUCAGCUCCGGCUUCAACUCGCUGAUGGACGAGCUGUCCCACGACGAAACGCUGGCGGAUGUGCUCAGCAUCACCACGGUCAAGUUCGUCAUCUGCCUGUUCGGUUUCCUGUCCGCCGCUUGCAUCUUCAUGCUGUGGACCCGUCACCUGGUGAUGGUCUACAUGUUCCUCACCUCGCUCGGCCUCACCUUCCUGUCCUACUGGUCCAACGUGAGUGCCCUGGCGCUGAUGGAGCGGAGUCCCAGCAUACUGGAGGACCUGAUGUCGCUGAACACCACGAGAUUACUGGACUCGGGCGGGGUGGUCAUGUCGCUGGCGCCGCAUCUGAUGGCCCAGUGGUUCAUGGGCAUGCUGUUCGCCUACAUCCAUCUGGGUCCAAGACUGGAGCUGCUCCAGAAAUCGAUGCCCAUCAUCUUCGCUAGUCCAAUCCUGGUGGCCAUGCUGCCACUGCCGCCGAAAGUGGUGCAACACCUGCCCGUUGUGGCCGCCUUCACGCCCAUCAUCCUCACCAAGAUCACGCUGCUGCACAGCGCCAUGGAGGCCAGUCGAACGGUCUACAAUGGGUAUCAGUAUGCCAUGAACUUUGUGUCCAACUUUGGACUGUCGGCGCUCAUCGAAAACGAAUGGCAGCGCCUGAAUGUGCCCAAUGUGCUGCGGGUUUUCUGGACCAUCAGGAUCAUUCAAGGCGGCUAUGCUUUGGCCACGACGGAAUCCGAGGAGCCACUGGAACUGAUGCCGGCUACACAAAAGCUCCUCGUCGAUGGCUGUGAAACCCUGACGGCGGUCUUGGGAAUGACGGGCGUCAUCUCGAUGAUCUGCCACUACAUCGGACGCGGCUUCCAGUGGUACCUGCUCACCUACGACAAUGACGAGGAGAAGUCGCUGGGCACUGUCUCAGCCGUUCUUUUCUACAUCCUGGCCCUGCAGACGGGCUUGACCUCCCUGUCGCCGGACAAACGCUUCAUUAGGCUGUGCCGCAAUCUCUGCCUGCUGAUGACCGCUCUCCUGCACUUCCUGCACAACAUCGUCUCGCCCAUUCUGAUGUCGCUGAGUGCGGCACGGAAUCCCUCGCGGAAGCGACACGUGCGCGCCCUCACCGUCUGCGCCUUUCUCGUGGUGAUGCCCGUCUCCCUGCUCUACUACCUCUGGUCGCAGCGAUCCAUCUCCACCUGGCUGCUGGCGGUUACCGCCUUUUCCGUCGAGGUGAUCGUAAAGGUGCUCGUUUCGCUGGCCACCUACACACUCUUCCUGCUGGACGCCCGGCGCCAGUUCUUCUGGGAGAAGCUGGACGACUACCUGUACUAUGUGCGUGCCUUCGGCAACUCGGUGGAAUUCUGCUUCGGAAUCCUGCUGUUUAUCAACGGUGCUUGGAUCCUGAUCUUCGAGUCGGCCCAAAAUGCUACAGGCGGCGCCAUCAGAGCGAUAAUGAUGUGCAUCCAUGCCUACUUCAACAUCUGGUGCGAGGCCCGGGCAGGAUGGUCGGUGUUCAUGAAGCGGCGUUCGGCGGUCCACAAGAUCUCUGCCCUGCCAGAGGCAACUCCUGCCCAGUUGCAGGCAUUCGACGAUGUGUGCGCCAUUUGCUAUCAGGAAAUGUACUCGGCCAAGAUCACGCGGUGUCGUCACUUCUUCCAUGGCGUCUGCCUGCGCAAGUGGCUGUAUGUCCAGGACCGUUGUCCCCUGUGCCACGAGAUCAUGAUGUACACGGACAAGGCGGAGGAGAACGCACAGGAAGCGGAGCCAGCGGCGGCUGUCCAGGCCGAACAGCCACUUCGUAUUUACCCGCGAGACGACGGAAACAACGCUGGUGCGCCGCGACGCACCCCAGAGCGUGUUCCAAACGAGAUGCCAGAGGCGGCCACCACCUCGUCCAAUGCGGCAGCCAUGAUUGGAGCGGAGGCAGCUGCGGCCAUUGUGGACUCGGCAGCGGCUGUUGGCGAGGCGAGAUCCCUGGCCAACGUGGCCAGCAGUGGCAGCCAGCGAAUCAGCGCCAGCGGGAGCAGCGACAGCAGCUUCAUGACAGCAUCCGCCCAACCUCCGCCGCCGACGGCCACUUCGGCUGCCGCUGUGGCCACGGCGGCGGCCAGCAAUACGACGCACAUGUUCCGGAUGUCGCAGGACCAGCAGUAAACGGAUCUGAUCUGAUCGGAGCGAAACGAAACGGAACGGGAGCGCUCGGCGUACCUUGUCUAUCUUCUAUAUCUUACCACUUGGAAAUGUUCUGUGUGUUAGUGUACUUAUGUAAAAAAAAACGCGAAUCUAUUCCUUUCAAGAGCAAUCUGACCCUACCACACGACGACAAAACACUUCCUAGCACACAAACACACACACACACACACACCUUCGAUCCUCAUAGGCACAGACAUUUACGUAUAUAUAUACAACACACACGCAGCCAUGCUUAAUUAAAUUAUAUACCAUGCAUAUAAUAGCGCGCUGAACGAUAAUAAGACGAUAAUUGAACCAGAGAUCUAUGUACGUUAAGUUUACGGUAAAAGUUGAUCCAAAAAUGUUGAAACACACACAAAAAAAUGUAGCCCUAAGUUUGCAGCGGAUAAAAACAGUGUAAAAAAAAUACCAUUUGGCGGAUAAAGAAAACACAAAAACGAUAAACAUUUUAUGUGGUGAAGUCUGAAAAUGAUUUAAUCAAGUUACCAAUUAAAUCUAGUUAAAAACAUAACACGAAAUCAGCAUAGAUAAAAAAUGAGAGCAAAACGAGAAAU
Messenger RNA from Drosophila elegans, 3639 nucleotides. RefSeq names its product protein TRC8 homolog (gene Trc8). Gene Ontology annotation, cellular component: endomembrane system; endoplasmic reticulum. Lineage: Eukaryota; Metazoa; Arthropoda; Insecta; Diptera; Drosophilidae. The record is from RefSeq and is a predicted model, not a curated record. The transcript has 7 exons. The coding region runs from base 587 to 3046 and encodes 819 amino acids. Gene Ontology annotation, biological process: ERAD pathway. Gene Ontology annotation, molecular function: ubiquitin protein ligase activity.